Messenger RNA from Drosophila innubila, 1175 nucleotides. RefSeq names its product phospholipase A1 VesT1.02-like. NCBI's taxonomy places the organism in Eukaryota, Metazoa, Arthropoda, Insecta, Diptera, Drosophilidae. Bases 111 to 1121 code for a protein of 336 amino acids. Gene Ontology annotation, biological process: lipid metabolic process. The transcript is spliced from 2 exons. Gene Ontology annotation, molecular function: lipase activity. The record is from RefSeq and is a predicted model, not a curated record.
GGAGAAUUAUCUGAUUCAGUGUGAAUGAUUGCCUUGGUAUUUUAUUGUUGUGGUUGCUAUAAAAAGGCGUGAGUCGCUUCCCACUUAUCAAUCAUAGUUGCGAUUUCAAAAUGAAAGUGUUUCUAGUUUUAGCAGCGCUGCUGGCCGCAGUAAGUGCCCUGCCCAUCGAGGAGCGCAUUAACGGAGAGAAUGGAUGGUACAUACCACGAAUAGAUGGCACCAGUGAAUGGAUGGAUCGGGAGGACGCUGAACAGCUGUUGGCCAGCGGUAACCUGGAGAGGAGCUCUGAUGCUGUAGCAUUCUAUCUUUACACUAGAUCAAAUCCCACCGCGGGCAAGAGAAUCGAGGCAAGCGCAUCAUCUAUUCGGGAAUCGCACUUUAACAAGGAUCAUGGCACUCGGUUUGUUAUCCACGGUUGGGGUGGUCGUUACACUGAUGGCAUGAAUACACAAAUCACCAAGGCCUGGCUGUCCAGGGGCGACUACAACGUCAUUGUUGUGGGAUGGGAUGGAGCUCAGUCUGCGAACUACAUCUCCUCUGUGAAUGCUGUUCCUAAUGCUGGAGUCAAAGUGGGAGAAAUGAUCAAGUAUCUGCACCAAAGUCACGGCAUGUCCUUGAGCAGUCUGUAUGUCAUAGGACACAGCUUGGGUGGCCAGGUCGCUGGUUACGCUGGCAAGACCGUAGGCAAAGGCAAGAUUCACACUAUUAUUGGUCUAGAUCCUGCCCUUCCUCUAUUUAGCUAUGAUGAGCCAGAGAAGCGUCUAUCUUUCGACGAUGCCUACUAUGUGGAGUCUAUUCAGACUAACGGUGGAAUGAAGGGAUUCCUCAAGCCCAUUGGCAGAGGUGCCUUCUACCCCAAUGGAGGCAAGAAGCAGCCCGGAUGCGGAGUCGAUGCUGCCGGCACCUGCUCCCAUGCGCGUUCAGUAACCUACUAUGUUGAGGCUGUGACCCAGGAUAACUUCGGCACCAUCAAGUGUCACGACUACGAGGAUGCUGUGGCCAAGGACUGUGGCAGCACUUACAGCAGCGUUCGCAUGGGAGCUGACAUCAAUGCGUACAUGGUUUCUGGAGACUACUAUGUGCCCGUGAACAGCGAGACGCCAUUCGGCAAUAUGAAAUAGAUCUUGUAUCUAACGGGUUUAUUUUUGAAUAAAAUACGAAAGCAAAAAAAAAAA